GCCAUACAUCCCUAUAACUCAGCUAGAGCGCAAGCGUAUCGAACUGAAUCGGCCAACAAUAGACUGGUUAUGGUUUACGCGAGCCUCCCCGUCGCUGUCGAUGACAUCAAAGAUCAGUCCAAUGCGAGGAAUAGCGAGCUCAUCGUAGAGCUGACGGCACCAGCAUACACAGAGAGCCCGGUCAUCAAAUCCGCUCUCCUCGAGCUCGAGCAGGCCACCCGAGCGCGCCAGCAUGCCUGCGCGAAUAGACCGGCAAGCCCCAUCGAGGAGCAGCGUCGAAUAUCCAGCCUGAUGCGACAAGUCGGCGAGGCACAGUCUGACCCCCGUGUGGCGGAGGAAUGGGAUGUAAAGGAACGCGAGUUCGAGAGCGGAAACCGAGCAAGCCGCGAGAGCAUCCUCUCCGAUCUCAGCAAGGGAUUCACGAUCAUCGUGGCGUCCCCCAUUCUGAUCGCUGGCGGUUGCGUAUACGGUGCGGGGUUGAUCUUGUACGGGACUGGGAAGCUCAUCACUGGGCUGGGUCACAUAUUCACUGGAGGCACUCUGAGGGGAGAAGUUCUCCAACCGUCGCCGUGGUGGACACCGCAUGUCGUCGGUCCGCCGCAAGGCCCGUGGUGUUCCAAUCACAUAAGACAUUUGCUAACAGGCACGUAUCUUCUCCAUCGGGUCGGAAGACUGUACGCGAUACGCGAGGACUUUUGGUGUAGAGUUUUCGACAUGAGCCAUGG
Punctularia strigosozonata HHB-11173 SS5 is the source of this 725-nucleotide messenger RNA. RefSeq lists its product as uncharacterized. The record is from RefSeq and is a predicted model, not a curated record. The annotation marks the transcript as partial. Lineage: Eukaryota; Fungi; Basidiomycota; Agaricomycetes; Corticiales; Punctulariaceae. The transcript has 2 exons.